GUUUCUCAAAGGUUAGUUAUACUAGUAAUGGCUCCUCGUUCUCACACAGACUCAUUCACACGUGCUAUAAUUGUUACUUUAAAGUCCCGCUUUGUGGGCAAAUCAACGAGCCAGAUCAGCGAGAUCCUGGGUAUUUCCCCACGCACUAUCGACGCUAUCUUCAGCCGAGCCUGCCUUCGAGGCUUUGAGCCAAAUGGACCAACCCUAAAGGUUCUUCCUGAACACCUUGAAGAUGCUCCUCGCUCAGGCCGCCCACGUAAACAAGAGGCUAUCCAUGAACCUACUGUUGACAAAUCUCUACGGUUACGACGUCUCUCCUACCACGGUGUGGAGAGUCCUCAAGGCAGCAGGAUACAAGAAGACGAAGCCGACGAGGAAGCCUGGGUUGACGAAGAAGAUGAGACAAGAUAGACUUACCUGGUGUCUCGCUCGUCAGCACUGGACUCUUGAGGACUGGAAGAACGUUAUCUGGUCAGAUGAGACCUCUGUCGUACUGAACCACCGCCGUGGUGGGUAUCGGGUGUGGAGAAAGGCAGAUGAGGCUCUUACAAGAUCUGUGAUACGAGAGAGGUGGAAGGGAUACUCUGAGUUUAUGUUCUGGGGCUGCUUCACGUAUAAUUACAAAGGUCCCUUUCAUG
Molecule: messenger RNA, 638 nt
Organism: Pyrenophora tritici-repentis Pt-1C-BFP
Lineage: Eukaryota; Fungi; Ascomycota; Dothideomycetes; Pleosporales; Pleosporaceae
Source: RefSeq, a predicted model, not a curated record